CGAGUUCCAGCCCCUUUGCGCGCGUCUGUCUUCGCACUCCAGUUCUAUUCGGUUCACCAUGGAUCCCAACUGCUCCUGUGCUACCGAUGGACCCUGCGCCUGCGCCGGCUCCUGCAAAUGCAAAGAGUGCAAGUGCACCUCCUGUAAGAAGAGCUGCUGCUCCUGCUGCCCUGUGGGCUGUGCCAAGUGUGCCCAGGGCUGUGUCUGCAAAGAGGCAUCUGACAAGUGCAGCUGCUGUGCCUGAUGUGGGGAAAAUCCUGCUCCCACGUGUGAAUACUACUCACUGUACAAACCCUUGUUUUUGUUUUUUACAAUCCUGACCCGUUUGGUACAUUCCUUUCUGUGAAGUAUGUGACUGAUAAUAAAAACUGUUGG
Castor canadensis (American beaver) is the source of this 375-nucleotide messenger RNA. Its product is annotated as metallothionein-2. NCBI's taxonomy places the organism in Eukaryota, Metazoa, Chordata, Mammalia, Rodentia, Castoridae. Gene Ontology annotation, molecular function: metal ion binding. Gene Ontology annotation, cellular component: nucleus; cytoplasm. The record is from RefSeq and is a predicted model, not a curated record. Gene Ontology annotation, biological process: cellular response to zinc ion; detoxification of copper ion; intracellular zinc ion homeostasis.